Molecule: messenger RNA, 1947 nt
Organism: Myotis myotis
Lineage: Eukaryota; Metazoa; Chordata; Mammalia; Chiroptera; Vespertilionidae
Gene: ACAN
Product: aggrecan
Exons: 12
Coding region: 87-1847 (586 amino acids)
Biological process (GO): cell adhesion
Molecular function (GO): calcium ion binding; hyaluronic acid binding
Source: RefSeq, a predicted model, not a curated record
CACUGAGUGUCAGCAUCCCUGAGCCGUCCCCUCUGCGGGUCCUCCUGGGGACCUCCCUCACCAUCCCCUGCUACUUCAUCGACCCCAUGCACCCCGUGACCACCGCCCCCGCCACCGCUCCCCUCACCCCGAGAAUCAAAUGGAGCCGCAUCUCCAAGGAGAAGGAGAUGGUGCUGCUGGUGGCCACGGACGGGCAGGUGCGGGUCAACGGCGCCUACCAGGACAAGGUCUCGCUGCCCAACUACCCGGCCAUUCCCAGCGACGCCACCUUGGAAAUUCAGAACCUGCGCUCCAAUGACUCCGGGAUCUACCGCUGUGAGGUCAUGCAUGGCAUCGAGGACAGCGAGGCCACCGUGGAGGUCGUGGUGAAAGGCAUCGUGUUCCAUUACAGAGCCAUCUCCACGCGCUACACCCUGGACUUCGACAGGGCGCAGCGGGCCUGCCUGCAGAACAGCGCCAUCAUCGCCACGCCCGAGCAGCUGCAGGCCGCCUACGAGGACGGCUUCCACCAGUGCGACGCUGGCUGGCUGGCCGACCAGACUGUCAGGUACCCCAUCCACGUUCCCCGGGAAGGCUGCUACGGGGACAAGGACGAGUUUCCCGGCGUGAGAACCUAUGGCAUCCGCGACACCAACGAGACGUAUGACGUGUACUGCUUCGCCGAGGAGAUGGAGGGCGAGGUCUUCUAUUCGACGUCUCCAGAGAAGUUCACCUUCCAGGAGGCUGCCAACGAGUGCCGACGGCUGGGCGCCCGGCUGGCCACCACGGGCCAGCUGUACCUGGCCUGGCAGGGCGGCAUGGACAUGUGCAGCGCCGGCUGGCUGGCCGACCGCAGCGUGCGCUACCCCAUCUCCAAGGCCCGGCCCAACUGUGGCGGCAACCUCCUGGGCGUGAGGACCGUGUACCUGCACGCCAACCAGACGGGCUACCCCGACCCCUCAUCCCGCUACGACGCCAUCUGCUACACAGCCAAACCAGCCAGGGCAAAGAAAAAUGAUCCCUAUGGCCCUGGGACCUGCCAGGAGACGGAGGGACACGUGCUAUGCCUGUGCCCCCCUGGCCACACUGGCGAGCACUGUGAUGUAGACAUUGAUGAGUGCCUCUCAAGCCCUUGUGUGAAUGGAGCCACCUGCGUGGACGCCAUCGACUCUUUCACAUGCUUAUGCCUUCCCAGCUACCGAGGGGACCUGUGUGAGAUCGACCAGGCGCUGUGCGAGGAGGGCUGGACCAAGUUCCAGGGCCACUGCUACCGCCACUUCCCGGAGCGCGAGAGCUGGGUGGACGCCGAGAGCCGCUGCCGGAAGCACCAGUCCCACCUGAGCAGCAUCCUCACCCCCGAGGAGCAGGAGUUCGUCAACAACAAUGCUCAAAACUACCAGUGGAUCGGCCUGAACGACAGGAGCAUCGAAGGGGACUUCCGCUGGUCAGAUGGACACUCCCUGCAAUUUGAGAACUGGCGCCCCAACCAGCCCGACAACUUCUUUGCCUCCGGAGAGGACUGCGUGGUGAUGAUCUGGCAUGAGAAGGGCGAGUGGAACGACGUGCCCUGCAAUUACCACCUGCCCUUCACGUGUAAGAAGGGCACAGUGGCCUGCGGAGAGCCCCCCGUGGUGGAGCACGCCAGGACGUUCGGCCAGAAGAAGGACCGCUACGAGAUCAACGCGCUGGUGCGGUACCAGUGCGCCGAGGGCUUCGUCCAGCGCCACCUGCCCACCAUCCGGUGCCUGCCCAGCGGGCAAUGGGAGGAGCCUCGGAUCACCUGCACAGACCCCGCCACCUACAAGCGCAGACUACAGAAGCGGAGCUCCCGGGCCCCACGGAGGAGCCACCCCAGCACGGCCCACUGAGAGGAGCCCCAGGCCGAGCCCAGGAUGCUGAGCCCAGAGCCUUGCAGGCUGACGCGCCCCCUCAGACGGUGUCCUCUUGUCGCUUUCUGCCAUAUAAGGA